This is a messenger RNA of Musca domestica (house fly), 4564 nucleotides long. RefSeq names its product protein cappuccino (gene capu). Gene Ontology annotation, biological process: actin nucleation; cortical actin cytoskeleton organization; actin filament network formation. Gene Ontology annotation, cellular component: actin filament; cytoskeleton; cytoplasm. The coding region runs from base 174 to 4250 and encodes 1358 amino acids. Gene Ontology annotation, molecular function: actin filament binding; microtubule binding. The transcript is spliced from 8 exons. Lineage: Eukaryota; Metazoa; Arthropoda; Insecta; Diptera; Muscidae. The record is from RefSeq and is a predicted model, not a curated record.
GUUGGCAAAGCGUCAAAUCAACAACUAAAACAACUGAUCCCAGAAAAGUCGGCGGUUCUAAAAAGAAACGUUUAGCACCACAACCACCCUGUGUCAGAAAAGAGGGGUUAGCUGCGACAACAACCCGAGAGUUGAAAACAUCAGUACUAAAAGCAAAACGAACUGGUGAACACAUGGUGGAGGUCGAUGAUAAAUUACAACACCAACAAUUACAACUUCAGUUUCCAGCGAAAGAGAGCCAAGAUCACAAAGAAUUCAUUGAAAAUCUUUUUGCGGAGGCAACCACAAAUUCAAACAAUUUUACAUCUGAAGUAACAGAGACAAGUGUGGAUGUUGAGAUAAGACCUACAACAACAGCUACGGGUGCAACAACAAAUGAACAAAACCCGCCACUAUCGCCGAACAGUACCAGUGUUGUAACGGCACCUCUUGCAGAUUCCCCCGGCGAUCUAUGCCCCAAUUCCACUGCAACAGAUAAUGACGAUGAAUUCCUGGACGGCGAGGACGAUGACGAUGAUGUAGAUAGUUCGGCAACAGCAACAUCAACGACUACCAAAAAGACAAAUAAAAAUCUAACGCACAAUAAAUCACUAUCCUACACGGCAGUCCAGUUGCCAACCAACCUGGAACAGCAUCUAUUGGCGGCAGCAGCAGCAGCCAAUGCGAAUGCAAUCCAAGCGAAAAAACAACGACCCCUCAGUGAAAUAAGCAUCGCUUCCGGCGAUACCUCGGGAAUUCUCUCGCCAACAACGGCUCGGGCCAUAUACGAAUUACGUAAGCGCCACCAAGCGGACAAGUUAUCGCUGCUGUCAGUGGCCAAAACAAGCUAUUUGGAAAUUGUGCCAACCGAAUUGCCCACAGAAUCCAGUCCGGAGAGUACCGAUGAACAAAUGGCCAUGCACUUGGGCAAGAAGCUGGCGCAGGUAUUGAGUGGCAAUUCAGCUGGUGCUGGAGGUGUCACCAAUGCUGCCGGUGUUGGGACGGGCGUAAAUACCAAUAGUGCUGGCACUCCUGGUUCGCCGCUGCCUGAUAAUGGAAAUUAUUUCAUUGCUGCAACAACGCCAACAACAACCGCCACCAAUGAACUCUUCAACAUUGCCAAAGCAAAGAAGAUUGAAUUGCCAAGUUUGUCGUCACGUUUGGUGGCAAGUGCCGCUCCGUCGCUCGACAGUCAUGGCAUGCAGUCAACAACAGCUUCAACGGAUGCCAAACAUUUGCCAAGUUUACACUCGUCCUCGUCGACACCCUCGCUGUCGUCACUCCACUCGUCGAACACAACGCAAAUAGGUGGCCUUGCUGCAACCGGCACUCCAACCCAUUCCACAGAAACGCAAUCAACCGUUAUAAUUUCAUUUAAAUCAUCCCAAACACCUGUUCUAUCUCAAACAGCGUUUCCAGGUGUCAAUGCACCGCCCACGCCGCCCGACGACACGACAUUCUCCCAUGAACUGCCGCCAACGCCAUCGAACAAUAACGAUAAUGCCGAGCCAACAACAAUGCCAGCGACGGUGUCUCUAUCGAGUAGCAUUAUUGGGGCAACAAGCCAAAUGGGAUCGCCUCUGCCGCCGUGCACGCCACGCAACAAUGUCCUCAAAAAAGUGGCCUCGUUUACGGCGGAAAAGGCUGCGGCUGGCAGUGCCAGCAAAAUCAAUAACGGCGAUAGCUACUGUGGCAUGGCGGGACCAUACGAAAGUAACGGCUUGAGACGUUCAUCAUUUGUGCCCGAGAAGUUAAGCUUCGCUGCAUAUGAAAAGUUUGAAGGUCAAAUGCUCAUGAAAUGGUUCAUAUCCUCGUUACAGAACGGCAACGGCAAUGGCCAUCUCAGCGAACAGGACAUCAACACGCUGACACUGCAGUACUGCAACAAUUUAAUCAAUGUGGGCGUGCUCAAGCAAAUAUCGGAGCGGCGGGAUGCCGAUUUGGAUGCGUUCAGCCCCUUCCACAUGUACCAAUGGACACACACCGAGGCUCCAACAACAUCCCAACCACAUACUCCCGGAAAACUGGAUAAGGUCAAUGUGUGGCCCUACUGCAGCACACCGGCUGGCAUUACUCGUGUGCCGAAGAGCAUUCAAGUGGACUCGCCGCAACCCGAAAGAGAAACAGGAUUUCAACAGCUCUUGAGAAAGAGACUUUUGAGCUGUUCAACAAUUGCCGAGGUGCAUGCGGUCGUAAAUGAUCUCUUGGCUGCGGGUGAACCGCUACGAAAACCCUCUAAACGAUGCAUUCAAUUAACGGAACUUUUAAACGCCAGUGAAACAACGGUAUAUCAAUACGACAAAAAUGUCAGCGAAGGUAGUUCGGGCAUUGAAAUGGGUAGCUUACAGGAUGUCGGUGUUCAAACCGAAGAAUUAGAACAACAUCCGGUUCACUUGUUAUGUAGCAAAUGUAGAAAAGAUGCAGCUGAAGAUAUGUUAACCUGCGAAAAAGAAACUCAAGUUUCGCUCCCACAAUCCGGAGAUACUGAAAAGGCCAGUACAAAAACUGAGUCUGGUCCUGUAUCUACUCCGCCGCCUCCACCCCCGCCACCACCACCACUCAUGUCACCAGCAACACCAACACCACCUCCUCCACCACCACCGCCACCAGGAUCAUCCCUACCACCCCCUCCUCCUCCACCUCUUCCACUUAGCGGCUCUGGUCUGCCUCCUCCACCGCCACCACCAGCUCCUCCCUGCCUUAAUUCAACAAUUCCCAGCUCUAACAAUCACAAUACAUCGGCCGGUGGUACUCCCCCACCACCUCCGCCAGGUCCACCCAAAACUCCAUCCACACCUGCUCCAUUGCCCAACCCGACCGAGGGAGGCUGGUUCAAUCAAGCCAACAUAAUUCCUCCAACUGCCCAUCAUUUAGCGCUACGAAAGACUGCCGUUAAUCCACCCAAACCUAUGAAACCUCUCUACUGGACGCGUAUUGUAACCCAACCGCCACCACCCAAACCAGCCCAGCCAUUUGCUAGUUCCGCCUCCGAUGAGACAGACUCAAGUCCCUCCAGUUCUCCUGAUGAUCCACCGUCUGCCGCCAAGGCCCAAGCCACCAAAGAGAUCUGGCAAGAAAUCGACGAAACAAGCCUGGACAAUAUUGACGAAUUCACCGAACUAUUUUCACGCGAAGCUGUUGUGCCCGUCAGCAGGCCAAAAGUGAAAACCGAAGUCCGGGUGAGGCACACAAAAGUGUUGGACAGCAAGAGAUCUCAAAAUGUGGGCAUCAUAUCUCGAAGUUCCCAUGUGGACUUUUGCGAGAUCGAACAUGCCAUCUACCAUGUUGACACCUCGGUUGUGAGUCUAGAAACACUGCAGCAGAUAAUCAACAUCAAGGCUACCAAUGAGGAGUUGGAACUGAUAAAGGAGGCAGCUCAAAGUGAUAUCCCCCUGGACUAUCCCGAACAAUUCCUAUUGAAAAUCUCACAAAUAUCCAUGUCCACGGAACGCAUAUCCUGUAUUGUGUUUAUGGCCGAGUUUGAGGAGUGCGCCACAGUGAUCGAACGGAAGCUGGAAGUUGUUCUGCAUUUAUCGCAAUUCCUGAUGGAGAGUGAGGAGCUGAAGCUGUUGUUCGCCAUCAUCCUAACCCUGGGCAAUUACAUGAAUGGUGGCAAUCGCCAAAGAGGUCAAGCCGAUGGUUUCACGCUGGAGAUUUUGGGCAAACUCAAGGAUGUCAAAUCAAAAGAAUCGCAUACCACGCUACUGCAUUUCAUUGUGCGGACCUACAUCAGUCGCAAGCGAAAAGAAGGUGUACAGCUACUGGAAAUUCCAUUGCCCAUACCGGAACCGUCCGAUGUGGAGAGAGCUAGUCAGGUGGACUUUGAUGAGGUCAAGAGGCAAAUUUCAGAAUUGAAUCGACAACUUAAAUCGACCAAAGCCAUUACCGAAAAGGUCAUCUCAAAUUCUACUCCACAAAAUAUGGAACCAUUCAAAUCAAAAAUGGAAGAAUUCAUUGAACACGCAUCGAAGGUCGUUGACAAGCUGUAUAAGGAACUCGACGAUUGCAGGGAUAUGUUCCUGGAAACCAUGAAAUUCUAUCACUAUUCACCCAAAACUGGCACAAUCGAAUCGUGUACGCCCAAAACAUUUUUCGAAAACUGGACCAAUUUUACAAAUGAUUUUAAGGAUAUCAUGAAGAAGGAAAUUGCCGUAUUAUGGAAUGAAUUAUUGAAAAAAUCCAAGGAUGUUCAAUCGCGCAAAACUGUCAAAACUACAAAAGUGAAACCUGGAGGCCUCAAGGAACGUAUUUUACGUCUGAACAAAAAGUAAAAAAAGCUGUUGAUGUUAUUGCCCUACAAAAAUCGCCCACAUGCCGAUAUUACUAAAAUUAUUAUUACUAUUAUUAAUAAAUUUUAUCAAUUAGAUCUACACCUAGCAAGUAGUUAACGAACAACCUAAUUUUAAUAAUUAAUUGCCUUACAAUCAAAAUGAAGUGAACGGAAAUGCACACUUUUUUUGCAGUACCGAGUACUGACUACUGAACUGCGUUAUUAUUGUUUAAGUUUUUAUCUCUAUUUUGUCUAAAUUACAAAUUCUACUCGCUCGCAAAUAAGUUUAUAAAAAUAUUUAGAUAGAAAUUAUAA